AUGACAUCUCAAUUCGAAUACCUCACCGACCUUGAUGGGACUAAGAUGACGCUUGAUGCUGUUACCGAAGAGGUGUUUCACUUCCCCGCCCAGACCUGGAAGGAAGACGACCUAGUUCCUGGGGGAUUUGUUACCUAUGUUGUCUGGGAGAAAGUUCCUGGCGAUUCCUUUGAUCAUCUCAAAUUCCGGCUUCGGCCCUUCAACGAGAGAGAGGCCAUCCGUGACAAGCACAUCUCCGGGAUUAGAUUCCCAUAUCGUCCUGACGAACCGCAGGAGUGGCAAGAUCGCUUCUUUUAUCGAUUUGCACUUGCCCCCCCAGACCGGAACCCCGGUGCUCUUAUGCCAGGCAUCGAAAGAAACAAAGCAGAUUGGAAGGAAGAUGAGAACGGCUGGGUGUUGCAGGAGGUUUGGUCACACUGA
This is a messenger RNA of Penicillium hordei, 420 nucleotides long. RefSeq lists its product as uncharacterized. The transcript is spliced from 3 exons. Bases 1 to 420 code for a protein of 139 amino acids. NCBI's taxonomy places the organism in Eukaryota, Fungi, Ascomycota, Eurotiomycetes, Eurotiales, Aspergillaceae. The record is from RefSeq and is a predicted model, not a curated record.